Aspergillus luchuensis is the source of this 759-nucleotide messenger RNA. Lineage: Eukaryota; Fungi; Ascomycota; Eurotiomycetes; Eurotiales; Aspergillaceae. The record is from the annotation of a RefSeq genome assembly.
AUGGAUAUGUUUUUUAUAUUAAAAAUUAAUGGUAAUAAUGGUCCACCUUUAGGUCCUUCAGGUAAUGGUAAUAGAGAUCCUUCUGGUCCUCCAGGUAGUCAAGGUCCUCCUGGUCCUCAUAAUCCCAAUUCUCAUUUAGGUCAAGAUUCUUCUAAUGAUAGAGAUUCUUCUAAUAAUAGAAGAGAUUCUAAUAAUAGAAGACCUAAUAGAGAUAGAGAACCUUUUAACCCUAAUAGAGACCGUUUUAACCCAAAUAGAAAUCCUUUUGAUUCAUAUAAUAACAGAGAUUCUUUUGACUCUUAUAAUAACGGAUAUCCUUAUAAUAACGGAUCUCAUUAUGACCCUAAUAAUUACAAUAAUUCUAGUAAUCAAGUAAUACCUGGUCCUUCAAAUAGUCAUUCUGGUCCUUCAUAUAGUCAUUCUGGUCCUUCAAAUAGUGGAGUAGUUAAUUGUUCUUCAAAUAGUGGAGUAGUAACUCAAAGUGAUUCAUUCGAAAGAAAAGUUGGUUUAUUUGACUCAUUAGGUAUAAAAAAAUAUGAUACAGAAAGUACUGUAAAAAAUAAAAUAAAAAAAGAUAAAGAAAGAGUUAGAUUGGAUCAAUUAAAAAUAGAUGAUCCCGCAGCUUAUAAACGUUUAAUGGAAAGAAGAAGUUUUGCUAAUCGGCAAGGAUCUCCAGGAACACAAUGAGGAAAAGAAUUAGAAAAGGCAAAAAGAAAUGAAACAAGAAUGAGUAAAAUGAGAAGUAGAAGUCUAGAUUUA